This is a messenger RNA of Amaranthus tricolor (Joseph's coat), 2188 nucleotides long. Its product is annotated as transcription factor ICE1-like. The record is from RefSeq and is a predicted model, not a curated record. Bases 347 to 1990 code for a protein of 547 amino acids. Gene Ontology annotation, cellular component: nucleus. Gene Ontology annotation, biological process: regulation of DNA-templated transcription. The transcript has 4 exons. Gene Ontology annotation, molecular function: protein dimerization activity; DNA-binding transcription factor activity; sequence-specific DNA binding. Lineage: Eukaryota; Viridiplantae; Streptophyta; Magnoliopsida; Caryophyllales; Amaranthaceae.
UUUUAACUAUAUUUUCAUCAUCCACUUAUUUUUCGUAUUAUUUUUGAACUCAAUUCACCUUUAUUUUUGAACCCAAUUCACCUUUUCGCUUUCUUUAGGGGUGAAAAUAUGUUAUCAUUAUCAAGAUCAAUAGUGUUGUUAAACAAGCAGGAUUAAGGCAGUAGACACUAUACAGUAGCUUCUCUACUCAACACUGCUGUCACCCUCACAUCCUCCCCUUCUUCUCACUAACAGACAACUUUAUUUACCUCAAAAUCUUCGAAAUCCUCACAUAUUUCUUCUUCUCUACAAUUCCUUGCAUUCUUCACCAUUUCCCUUUCUUAAACAAUCUAAGACAAAACAAAAAAUGUUAUCAAGAACCAAUAGUGUUGUUUGGAUGGGUGAAAGAGGAGAGGAAGAAGAUUCAUCUGUUACUUGGAGCAGAAAUCCUUGUGAUUUAGUUGUUAAUAAUGGUGGUGAAAAUACACAAGAUAUUGUUGAUAAUGUUGAUGUUACUUCUCUUUCUUCUUUCAAAUCAAUGAUUGAAGUUGAAAAUGAAUGGUAUUCUAGCAUGGCUAAUCCUAAUUCAAUCAAUUUUUCUACCGCAAAUGAGGGUACUGAUAACUUACUUUUAAACCCAUUGGAUUCAUCUUCUUCUUGUUCUGCUUCUCCCUCUGUUUUUAACUCAAAUACCCUUGACCCAUCUCAACUUUCCUGUUUAUUUUCUUCAAAACCCACCAUUUUUAACAGCCCUUUGAAUCAAAACUUUGGUAUUGGAUGUGGGCCCAGUAAUGGGUUUUUCCAAGAAACCUUUUACCACCACCAGAUUUCUGAUUUAGUAAACAGACACAAUAAUGGAGUUUUUACUGGGUUUACUGAAUUUAGCUCUCAAAAUGAUAUGGGUAGUCCUAAUUUAGGUCAUAAUCCUCAAUUUUCAGCUACCCAUUUGGUUCAAUUGGGUGAAAAUGAGGGUUUUAGUUCCGGUUUUCGAUUCAAAGCUUUUGAAGAAGGAUUAGGCAAUUCAAUGUUUGUUAAUAGAACUUCAAAGUUGUUAAAACCCCUUGAUAAUUCUCCUCCGAUUGGUGCACAACCUACCCUUUUUCAGAAAAGAGCUGCCCUUAGAAAGAAUUCUUUUGGUGGUAGUUUGCUGGAUUCUGGAGCAGAUUCUGGGUUGAUUUCAAAUGGAGAUGAAGGAGACUGUUCAAAAUUGAAUUCUAGUGAAGAAAAUGGAAAAAAGAGGAAAAUCUGUAAUGUGGGUGUUUUAGAUAGUGUUAGUAUAGAUGGGUCUGGUUUUAAUUAUGAUUCUGAUGAUUUUACUGAGAAUAAUAACUUCAAUGAUGGUGCCAAAAAUGGCGGAGCUAAUUCUAAUAAUAAUAGUACUGUUACUGGUGUUGAUUCCAAGGGGAAGAAGAAAGGAUUACCAGCUAAGAACUUGAUGGCUGAAAGACGGCGUAGGAAGAAGCUCAAUGAUAGGUUAUACAUGUUGCGAUCCGUUGUUCCUAAGAUUAGCAAGAUGGAUCGGGCAUCGAUACUUGGGGAUGCAAUCGAAUAUUUGAAAGAGCUGUUGCAAAAGAUAAAUGAUCUCCACAAUGAACUCGAGUCGACCCCUCCUUCAUCGUUGAAUCAGACAACAAAUUGUCAUCCUUUAACUCCAACUUUACCAAACUUUCCAUCUCGAAUCAAGGAAGAACUUUGCUCUAGCUCGUUGCCAAGUCCUAAUGGUCAGCCAGCAAAAAUUGAGGUAAGGUUAAGGGAGGGAAGAGCCGUUAACAUCCACAUGUUUUGUGGUCGUCGACCAGGCCUCUUACUCUCUACUAUGAGGACUUUAGACGGUCUUGGUUUGGACGUCCAACAGGCAGUCAUCAGUUGCUUCAAUGGGUUCGCUAUGGAUAUUUUCCGCGCUGAGCAAAGCAAGGACGGGCAAGACCUACACCCAGACCAAAUCAAAGCGUUGCUGUUGGAUUUAGCUACCUUUCAUGGCUCGACCCUAGCAAAUAAUUGCAAUAUGUGAAGCACAUUGCAUGCAAGGAGAUGAUAUAGAGCUUGGAUGAUUUCUAAAAUUGCUUAUUUUCUUCAUUUUAAGAACUAUUUUAAUGUAAGAUGUGAAGUAAACCUUAUGUAUCCUAAUGGCUAAUAGCCUUUCUCUAUAUAAUUUGUAUCACCUUUUAAUAUAAUUUAAAUUAAAAUGUUCUUAAGUGUGUUUAUAAUA